Molecule: messenger RNA, 3355 nt
Organism: Choloepus didactylus (southern two-toed sloth)
Lineage: Eukaryota; Metazoa; Chordata; Mammalia; Pilosa; Megalonychidae
Product: butyrophilin subfamily 3 member A3-like
Biological process (GO): T cell receptor signaling pathway; regulation of cytokine production
Cellular component (GO): external side of plasma membrane
Molecular function (GO): signaling receptor binding
Source: RefSeq, a predicted model, not a curated record
UGGUGGUAGGGGUUUAUCUUCACAAACCUUUCACCUCCCAUUUCUGUUGGAAUACAACCAGGUAAUCUGGUCACCCAAACUGAACUAAAAUACUGAGUGCUGAUGUGUUAAUAACGUUACCCUCUCAUUCAUUCACUCAUUACCCUCACUUUCAUUUACUCAUUCAACAAGUUAUUUAUUUUUUCCAUAUAAUCCACACACUGUUGCAGGGGCUUAGGACACAACAGUAAACAAUAUCCUUGCUUUGUGGAGCUUACAUUCUAGCAGGUGGUGACAGAAAACACAUUACAAGUAAGUGAAUGACAUAUUAUGUUGAUGUUGAUAAUUGAAUGGAAGAAAUCGAGCAGGCUUAGGAGGGUGGGGACAGUUUGUGAUGAUUGUGGUCAGAGUAGACCUCAAGGAGGAGCUGGCUUUUGAGCCAGGGCUGGAAGGAGAUAAGGGAGUGAGCCAUGUGGCUAUCAGGGGGAAGAGGGCUCCAGGCAGAAAGGACAGUCAAUGCUGAGACCCUGAGGCUGAAUGGUGUGAGCCUGGCCUGUUCAAUACCAGAGAGGCCAGCGUGGCUGGAGCAGAGGGAGUGGAGCUGCAGCAAGAGGUGCAGAUGGUAGUUCCUAUCUGACUACUUCUGGCAUCUCUAUAUAUGCAGCUCAGCUGAAAUGGCAAUUUCCCCAGCCUUGACCCGGCUCACCCUCCUUGUCUCCCUUGUUUUGGACUGGCUACAUAUCCCUUGCUCGGCUCAGUUUGCUGUGAUUGGACCCCCUGGGCCCAUUGUGGCCAUGGUCGGUGAAGACGCUGAGCUGCCCUGUCAUCUGUACCUGAAGAAAAGUGCAGAGACCAUGGAGCUGGGGUGGAUAAGGUCCAGUUUGGGGCAGGUAGUAGACGUAUAUGGAGGUGGAAAAGAACUGGAAGCCAAACAGAUGACGGAGUAUCACAGAAGAACUUCAAUUUUAAGAGAUGGUAUCACUGAAGGGAAGGCUGCUCUCCAGAUUUACAACAUCAGAGCCUCUGACAGUGGAAACUACCUGUGUUAUUUCCAAGAUGACAACUUCUAUGAAGAAGCUCUCGUGGAGCUGAAGGUUGCAGCACUAGGUUCUGAUCUUCACAUUGAAAUGAAGGGUUAUGAGGAUGGUGGGAUCCAGCUGGAGUGUGUGUCCACCGGCUGGUACCCCCAGCCCCAAAUACAGUGGAAAGACGCCAAGGGAGAGAACAUCCCGGCUCUGGCAUCACCUCUGGUUGCAGAUGGAGCAGGCCUGUAUGCAGUGGCUGCAACUGUGAUUGUGAGAGGUGGCAAUGCGGAGGGGGUAUCCUGUAUUGUCAGAAAUCCCCUCCUCAGCCAGGAAAAGACAGCAAAGGUUUCCAUAGCAGAUUCCCUCAUGGUGAACGCCCGGCCCUGGAUCGCGGCCUUCGCAGGGACCCUGCCGGCUUUGCUGCUGCUUCUCGCAGGAGCCGGUUGCAUCCUGUGGCGACAGCAGCAGGAAAAACAAACUAUAUCCCGGGAGAAAGAGGGAGCACUAGAGGACAAACGAAGGGAAAGGGCAGCAAAAGAGAAGAAACGAAAGACAAGAGAGUGGAGAAAGAUACAGUACAUGAUUCGAGAGAAGAAGUCGGCUUAUGAUGAAUGGAAGACGGCCCUCUUCCAAGCUGCCAAUGUAAUUCUGGAUCCAGACACAGCGAACCCCAUCCUUCUCAUAUCUAAGGACAAGAGGAGCCUGCAGCGGGCAGAGGUGCAGAAGGACCUACCAGACAACCCUAGGAGAUUCACUUGGUAUUACUGCAUACUUGGCUGCAAAAACUUUACAUCGGGGAGACAUUACUGGGAGGUAGAUGGGGACAGGAAGGAGUAGCAUGUAGGAGUGUGUAGGGAGGAUGUGGAGAGAAAACGUUGGAUUAAGAUGGCCCCAGGUAAUGGAUUCUGGAUUAUGGGGCUGACUGACUGGCAUGAAUAUCGUGCUGUCACUGACCCCCGGACCAAACUGACGAUUGCUGAGCCCCCUAGAAGAGUGGGGGUGUUCCUGGACUAUGAGAUGGGUGAGGUGUCAUUCUUCAGUGCCAUGGAUGGAUCUCAUAUCUACACCUUUGAGCACACUUCCUUCUCUGGACCUCUGUGUCCUUUUUUCUCAAUUUUCACAUUGGAACCCACUGCCCUGACCAUUUGCCCAGUGCUGCUGAGGCAGAGUUCUCUUGUUCCUGAUCUAGUGCCUGACUUUUCCCUGGAGAGCCCGGUGACCCCAGGCUCAGCUGAUGGCAAUGAGGAGCCUCAGGCCCAAGUAACAUCCUUGCUUCUCUCUGUCCAGUCUGGAGCUGAGGGCCUCCUCCUCAACAGCGACAAAUCACAACAAUAAAGCACCUACUGUGCCGCAUCCUGUUUGGACUUUGCUAAUAUUAAUUCAAUCACUCCUUGUAACAAUUGUUUGACUUUGGUACUACUUUAUUACCUCUUUAUACAGAUGAAGAAAACUUGGGUGCAGUAAAGUGAAUGAACUUUUCAAAUGCAGCACACCCAGUGAACGGUAGAGCUGGGAUUGGAACAACAAUCAUGUUGACAGAAUUUAAAAUGAGCUGGGUGCUGUGCUAAGUAAAUUAAGUGGAUUUCACUCAUUUAAUCUUCAUGAGAACCCUUCCGAUAGUCUGGUUUUAUAUGUGUGGAAACAGAGUAGGCAAAGUUAAGUAAAUCGAGUGGCUGCUAGAUGUUCCCCUCUGCCCUGACCACUGCACACCCUUCCUUUGCAGCUGGAUGGCCCGCAUGGGGGAGAGAACAGUGUGGCCCUGAGGGUCCUUCCCAGGGCAGCCCCAGGGUAGGGAUCAUUGUAGGUGGCUGCACCCCACUCCUCACCUUCAGGCCCUUCAUCAGAGCACUGGGCUCAGCACUCCAUUGCAAGGCUCUGUGGAGUGGCUUGGUCCACAGAGGAACUCACAGUAACGACAUCUCUCAGGACUGGCGAGAGGACUAGAAGCCAACCCUUUAGCUAAUAGCAGGACACAGACGUGCCCACCCUGUGCAUGCGAUGCAUGAUCAUGGAGCCAGAACCAAUUCUUCCUCCUUUCAAGGACUCUAGAAAGCCUAUCUAAUCACCCAAAAAGAUUGUAUGUGAAAUAAGGAUUUGGGAGGAAGGAAGCUAGAUGAACAUUGGGGAUAUUUUUAUCACACUCUGAAUCCUAGAGGAUCAGCCUUCACCAGGAAAGGGGUAUUUCUGCCUCUGAUCACUGAUUGAUGUAACUGAUGUUCCUUGCUGCAGAUGGAUGCUGAAGGAAAACCACUCUUCAUUAUCAUCAUUGUAAUUACUUACCACAGUAUUCUGUCUACGUGGUACAUGGCUGUCAAGUUACAUUGAUUAAAUAAAUCUGUUAACAAUCCUCA